AUGCACUCUGCCUCGGGUGCCUCGGGCAGAGGCAAAGUGCUGGUCAAGAAUAUCUUCAACGGAGGCAAACCUAAAAAGAACCACCUCUCAUGCUUCUCCUUUGGGAUCUCCGUUGGUAACUUCUCCUUCGAUAACUCCUCAUCCGGUAACUCCUCCUUCAAUAACUCCUCCUCCUCCUCUGGUAACUCCUCCUUCGGUAACACCUCCUCUGGUAACUCCUCAUUCGGUAACUCUUCCUCCUCCUCUAGUAACUCCUCAUCUGGCAACUCCUUCUUCGGUAACUUCUCCUCCUCCUCUGGUAACAACUCAUCCUCCUCCUCUAGUAACUCGUCCUCUAGUAACUCCUCAUUCGGUAACUCCUCCUCCGGUAUCUCCUUCUCCUCUUAUGGUAACUACUCAUCCUCCUCUGGUAUCUCUUCCUCUGGGAUCUCCGCCACUCCUAUCUCCUACGCUGGGAUCUUCGCCGUUGGGAUCUCCACACAGCUUACCUUUAGAGAGGCAGAUCAUAUGAGAGAGAAAAAAGAAAAGGAAAAGUAA
Messenger RNA from Prunus avium (sweet cherry), 537 nucleotides. NCBI's taxonomy places the organism in Eukaryota, Viridiplantae, Streptophyta, Magnoliopsida, Rosales, Rosaceae. The record is from RefSeq and is a predicted model, not a curated record.